GAUGAAGUGGAACCAGCAGCUGGGGAGGAGACCCUGUGGCAGGAGUUUGGCACUGGGCUUGCUGCCCUGGGCUCCGUGCUCCAGGCGCAGCGGCCCGGCUGCCAGGCUGGGAGACACCCCACUCCCAUCCUGCACCCCUCUUGGCCCCCAGGACAAGACCCAGCUGGUUGUGCUGCAUCCCGUUUUCCACCAGAAGGAGGGUGCGUAGCAGGCAUGGAGAAGGUGGGCCAGACAAGCAGCCCUGACCGGUGCUGUUCACACCAGCUUCAGGGGCGCCAAAGACCUCCCAGGCGUGACUUGCUGACCCUGGGCGAAGGAUGAUGCCCUCUUUUGAAAAGACACAAUAAAGGGUGAACAGAGGACAUGCCCCCUCAAGGCCUCAAGGGACCCUGACACUCCAUACAUCUGGUUCCCCACGACGUGCACUGGGAAGGGGCAGAGCUCGGGGGCUGCCUGUGUGGAGGCUGAGUCUCCCUGGCCCCAGGGGCACGCCAGUGGCCCUGAUCACACCGCCUACCCUUCAGAUCCUGCGAACGCCCAAGGUCAAUCCCCCACAGGGCCCUGUGGUGGGCCCACAAGUGUGGCCCCAGGUCCAUCUUGGGGGAGCCCCAAGGGGGUUGGACGCUGUUCCCUGAGGGCCUGGGGGCUGAGCUCUGCAGCAGGAGUGGAGCGUGCUCAGAGCUGGCUGUCUCUAGGGCCUUGGUGAGAGCCAGGAGGGCCACGCAGGGGAAAUCAGGGCACCGAGGACACUGCCCACAGGGAGAUGGGCUGGGUGCCUGGGAGUUCCCAUGUCCCACCGGCUUCCUCGUGGCAAAGCUUCACAGGCCACGCAGAUGCAUGUUUGCACGCUCAUGUGGCUCAGCCUGAGCCUGAUGACGUGUGGGCCAGCCUCCUCUGCAAGACAUGCCACGUGCUCGCUCUCCUCACGUGUGUAGUGUGCACAUAUGUGCGCAUGGCACACACUGCCACCUAGAUGACAGCAGGGAGGCUCAGAGGCAGGCUGGCCAGCUUUCCCAGGCAUGGCGCAUGGGCCAGGCUGUCAGACGAGUGGCUAGCAGGGAAGGUGCUCUGCUGGGCACUCACGAUGCAGCAGGCACUAAAUGCCACACGCAGGCGAUCUUACAUACCCUGGAGGCUGGGGCUGCUGCUCAUCUCCAGACAGGGAGCCACCAGGCAAAUGCCCGGGGCCCCACACCCACAAGACAAGGGCGGCCCAUCCCUGCACCUGACCACCGGCUGGAAAGGUGCCAGGAAGCUUCUGGAGAAAUGGCUGGUGGUCUCCCCCUUGGGCGGGUGGGGCAGGGAGGCCUCUGCCCCGGGGUCCCCAGGCCAGGCCUUCCACAGAGCCGCUCAGUUGGCUGUUUCCCUGGUCCCUCUGCCUGGCGGAGGCCACAACCAGGAGCGUGACCGUCCUGGGACCACCCUUCACCUCUGUGUGUUGAUCCCUCCUGCCGCUUGUGACUGGCCUCAUUCUGAGCCUCCUGCUGCUUGUGCUGUGGCCACAGUGGCCUCCAGGGAGAGGAGGCUCCAUGUUUGCACACGUGGCCUCUGGGUUUGUGGCCAUGACCUCUCACUAGUUCAGAACAGAAACCCUCCCAAAUCAGACGCAUGUUUCGUUUUUCUUUGGGCCUCUGAGCCUCAAGGCUUGGAGGGGUUCUGCCCCUCUUCCAUUGCCUGGGGGUGUCUGCAGGGGCCCUGGGUGGGAAGGAGGGUGCCUAGGGGCCCCGGGGCCUGGUCUGCAGGUGGUGGCUGUGGGUCCUUUCUGCUCACACCCACCCCCUCCCAAGUGGCAGCAGGUGGCUCUGGAAGCUGGAGAGCCUCCGUCCUGGGCACCACCUGCCACCUGGAGACUGAAGAGCCAACGACCCUGAGGAAAUCAUUCGCCCAGAGCAGUGAGAACCGGGAAUCUGGUGCUGGUAACACAAGGCGUCGGAACAACCAGCUGUCCAAAGCUGGAGGGAGCCAGGCCGGCCCCUGAGGGCGCUGGUGGCCUAGGGGCUCUUCCUGUCUCAGCCAGCCAGGGCGGAUGGAAGGGGGUGACACAGCGCUCACACUCAGGGGGGUGGUGAGGUCGACUCCCCUGGGAGCCUUCCCCUGGCCUCCCCCUGCUCAGAGCACCCGGUCUCCAAGGCCCGCAGCCUGUGCGGCACUGAGGCAGGCUGACCUGCUGGCACGCCCUGUCACAGGAAGGCUUGGCCCGUGGUUCUGGGUGCCGGCCUCGGUGGCUGCAGGCCCCACGCCCAGCCUGGCACCCCUUUGGUCCCUGUGGACUCCCCGCCUACUCAGACACCAGUAAGUGGGAGGCCAGCAGUGCCCUUGGGCAGCCCCAGCGAGCCACCAGCUUCACUGUGGCAUGGCCCCCCCGCCCC
Manis javanica (Malayan pangolin) is the source of this 2369-nucleotide messenger RNA. Lineage: Eukaryota; Metazoa; Chordata; Mammalia; Pholidota; Manidae. The record is from RefSeq and is a predicted model, not a curated record.